Messenger RNA from Cervus elaphus (red deer), 6835 nucleotides. It is a transcript of the gene KSR2, whose product is annotated as kinase suppressor of ras 2. Bases 167 to 3013 code for a protein of 948 amino acids. Gene Ontology annotation, molecular function: protein kinase activity; ATP binding. The record is from RefSeq and is a predicted model, not a curated record. Gene Ontology annotation, biological process: protein phosphorylation. The transcript has 20 exons. Lineage: Eukaryota; Metazoa; Chordata; Mammalia; Artiodactyla; Cervidae.
CUCAACCCUGUGUGAGAUGUUGGGUUUCUUCUUCAUGAGACACUGUUGAGAAGUCGCAGUGGUUGGAGAGGCGUAGGGGGUAGACUACCUCUACUCCCCCCCCCCCCCCCCCCCCUUUUUUCUCUCUGGGAGGAGGAGGAGGGGAAGGGGGCUUGCAGAGCAAGCGAUGGAUGAGGAAAACAUGACGAAAAGCGAGGAGCAGCAGCCUCUGAGUUUGCAAAAAGCCUUACAGCAGUGCGAGUUGGUCCAAAACAUGAUAGACCUGAGCAUCUCCAACCUGGAAGGGCUUAGGACCAAAUGUGCUACCUCCAACGACCUCACACAAAAAGAAAUCCGGACCUUGGAGAGCAAGCUGGUGAAGUACUUCAGCCGGCAGCUGUCCUGCAAAAAGAAGGUCGCCCUGCAGGAACGCAACGCUGAGCUGGACGGCUUCCCUCAGCUCCGGCACUGGUUCCGGAUUGUCGACGUGCGGAAGGAAGUCCUUGAGGAGAUCACCCCCGGCCAGCUGAGUCUGGAGGACCUCUUGGAGAUGACAGAUGAGCAGGUGUGUGAGACCGUGGAGAAAUAUGGGGCAAACCGGGAGGAGUGUGCCCGCCUCAAUGCCUCCCUCUCCUGCCUCCGGAACGUCCACAUGUCAGGAGGCAACCUUUCCAAACAAGACUGGACCAUCCAGUGGCCCACCACGGAGACGGGGAAGGAGAACAACCCCGUGUGCCCCCCGGAGCCGACCCCGUGGAUCCGCACCCACCUCUCCCAGAGCCCCAGGGUCCAGUCCAAGUGCGUCCAGCACUACUGUCACGCCAGCCCCACCCUGGGGGCCCCCGUGUACACCCACGUGGACAGGCUCACCGUGGACCCCUACCCGGGCCUGUGCCCGCCACCGCCUCUGGAGUCGGGGCACCGGUCCCUGCCCCCGUCGCCCCGGCAGCGGCACGCGGUCCGCACCCCGCCGCGCACCCCCAACAUCGUCACCACCGUGACCCCGCCAGGCACACCACCCAUGAGGAGGAAGAACAAACUGAAGCCCCCCGGGACCCCGCCGCCCUCCUCCCGGAAGCUGAUCCACCUGAUCCCGGGUUUCACGGCCCUGCAUCGGAGCAAGUCUCACGAAUUCCAGCUGGGUCACCGCGUAGACGAGGCCCACACGCCCAAAGCCAAGAAGAAAAGCAAGCCCUUGAACCUCAAGAUCCACAGCAGCGUGGGCAGCUGUGAGAACAUCCCCUCCCAGCAGCGCUCUCCGCUGCUGUCCGAGCGCUCCCUCCGCUCCUUCUUCGUGGGACAUGCGCCCUUCCUGCCCUCCACCCCUCCCGUCCACUCCGAGGUCAAUUUCUCUGCAAACACACUGUCAGUGCCGCGCUGGUCCCCACAGAUCCCUCGCAGAGACCUCGGCAACUCCAUCAAGCACAGGUUUUCCACCAAGUACUGGAUGUCACAGACGUGCACGGUCUGUGGGAAAGGAAUGCUUUUUGGCCUCAAGUGUAAAAACUGCAAGUUAAAGUGCCACAACAAAUGCACCAAAGAAGCCCCGCCUUGUCAUCUCCUGAUCAUCCACCGAGGAGCAAGGUUAGUCCGGACAGAGUCCGUCCCGUGUGACAUCAACAACCCUCUACGAAAGCCACCCCGGUAUUCGGACCUGCACAUCAGCCAGACGCUCCCCAAAACCAACAAAAUCAACAAGGACCACAUCCCUGUUCCUUACCAGCCGGACUCCAGCAGCAACCCCUCAUCCACGACGUCCUCCACGCCCUCCUCGCCAGCGCCCCCGCUCCCGCCCAGCGCCACGCCGCCUUCUCCCCUACACCCUUCUCCUCAGUGCACAAGGCAGCAGAAGAAUUUCAACCUGCCAGCGUCCCACUACUACAAAUACAGGCAGCAGUUCAUCUUCCCAGAUGUGGUGCCAGUGCCAGAGACGCCGACGCGGGCGCCCCAGGUCAUUCUGCAUCCAGUGACCUCGAAUCCAAUCUUGGAAGGAAAUCCAUUACUUCAAAUUGAAGUGGAGCCAACCUCGGAGAAUGAGGAGGGCCACGACGAGGCCGAGGAGUCGGAGGAUGACUUUGAGGAGAUGAACCUGUCCCUCCUCUCGGCCCGGAGCUUCCCUCGCAAGGCCAGCCAGACCAGCAUCUUCCUCCAGGAGUGGGACAUCCCCUUCGAGCAGCUGGAAAUCGGCGAGCUCAUCGGGAAGGGCCGCUUCGGGCAGGUGUACCACGGCCGCUGGCAUGGCGAGGUGGCCAUCCGGCUGAUCGACAUCGAGAGGGACAACGAGGAGCAGCUCAAGGCCUUCAAGCGGGAGGUGAUGGCCUACAGGCAGACGCGGCAUGAGAACGUGGUACUGUUCAUGGGCGCCUGCAUGAGCCCGCCACACCUGGCCAUCAUCACCAGCCUCUGUAAGGGCCGGACACUCUAUUCUGUGGUGAGAGACGCCAAGAUCGUCUUGGAUGUCAACAAAACGAGGCAGAUUGCCCAAGAAAUUGUGAAGGGCAUGGGCUACCUCCACGCCAAGGGGAUCCUGCACAAGGACCUCAAGUCCAAGAAUGUCUUCUACGACAACGGCAAAGUGGUGAUCACAGACUUCGGGCUCUUCAGCAUUUCCGGGGUGCUGCAGGCUGGCAGGCGUGAUGACAAGCUGCGUAUCCAGAACGGCUGGCUGUGCCACUUGGCCCCAGAGAUCAUCCGCCAGCUGUCUCCCGACACAGAGGAGGACAAGCUCCCCUUCUCCAAACACUCGGAUGUCUUUGCACUCGGGACUAUCUGGUAUGAACUCCAUGCCAGGGAGUGGCCUUUCAAGACCCAACCAGCAGAGGCAAUAAUCUGGCAAAUGGGCACAGGCAUGAAACCCAACCUCAGCCAGAUCGGCAUGGGAAAAGAAAUCUCGGACAUUCUUCUCUUCUGCUGGGCCUUUGAACAAGAAGAAAGACCUACCUUCACCAAGCUCAUGGACAUGCUGGAGAAACUGCCAAAGCGAAACCGCCGCCUGUCUCACCCUGGACAUUUCUGGAAGUCUGCAGAGCUGUGACCACUGAACCAAGGGGACAGCGCUCAGCUGCCUCAGCUCCCAAGCCACCUCUCCUCCCCCACUCUGCCCUCUGCCAGUUCAGGAGGCCAGAGGCUCACCAUCAGAGGGUACCGACCCCGGCCGGCCUGGGAGAGCUGCACGACUGAGCCCAGCGGCUUCCCUGCACCCAGACUCACGCCUUCACUCGGGCAAGGGCAGGGACCCCACGCCAGGACUUCACGGGACCGGCUAGGGGGACACGGAGUUGACCAGUGAGCCCUGGGGGACGGUGUAGACAAAAGAACUAUGGGCUAAAUGCAGAGCCCCUGGGCCAUGGAGACAAGGGCAGGGGGCCCACGCGGGCAGGCUCGCAGGACUGGUCUGUGUGCGUGUGUGUCUAUGUGCGCGAUGCCAUCUGCUCUCAACUCCUUUUGACAAUAGGAGUAAGGCUGCCCCGGGUCCAGAGUGGGGCACCCCACCCCCAGCUGUUUUGGUGUCUUCGUGGGGGGGUUUCAGCUGCGCUCUCUGCAAAGAUGGUGGGGGGCUGCAAAGCUGAGCACCUGCUUAGUGGAGGCUACAGGGCUGAGAUCUGGGCGGGGGUCUCAGCUGUUCGUUUGCAAACGUCUGUUCUCAGAGGCUCCACCCAAGCCCGUCAGGGUUUGGGUACCUUUGCAUCUUGUUCCAAAGUGCAUGUCUUCUGCCCUCUGGGUCUCUCUGGGGUACGCUGCCCCCUUUCUGCCGCCUUCUCCUGUUCUGUGACAGCCUCAUCCCUUUUUUCCUCUCUGCCCCCCCACCACCACCACAGUUUGGAAAGCACAGUGGCUCCCUGGCCAGGAUGACUUCAGGGGGGCUCCUUCCAGCUCACCUUUAUCCAUGACACCCUCUGAAGUCUGAGCCUUGGGAAAUGGGGCUCUGGGAGGGGUAUGUUCUAGGACAUUCUUUCUCCCUCCCUCUGCUCUUGCACUCACACCAGCUAAGUUUGUCCACCACGAUGACAGAUACGGGUUGCUGGGUUAUGUGUGUGUGUGUGUGACGGGUUGUAUGACGCGUGCAUGGCAUCCUGUUUGCCAGUGAUCUCUCCCCCACCCCCACCGCUAUGCCCUUAAGAAGUCCUUGGGGAGGCGAGGAGGGAGGCUGUUCUUCAGGGCUUUGUGUCCUGGGCUCCAGCCGGUGCCGAGCCCCAGAGUGGCUUCCCCAUCCGAUGUCUCUGCACACGCGGUUCCCCCACCUCCCAUCGCUCGCCCCCUCCCCAUCUGGACCAGCUGCUUUUUCUGACCACACUGGGGUCCAGUAUUCUACGUGGAGGUUGCCGGGAGCAAGUUAGGUGCAGAGCGAUAAGGAGAGCCUCUAUCUUAUGUUCCUUAUCUUACAAGGGAAUGUCUUUCGUUCCCCAAACCCUGCAUCCCACUCACCUGACCUGGCAUUGGGGGAACUGUGUCCGCCAGUAGGGUACUAGCAGGACAGUUGGGCAUUAGGCAGGAAGCCCAGGGUCGGCCCACAGUCCUGCCGAACGUCCUGGGCACUGCCCGGGCUUGGCUUCUUCUGAUCACCACCUCAUGCAGACAUCUCCCUCCCAGAGAGGGGACCUCAGACUUCAAAAACCCAACCUAGGCUCAGACUCAACAUCCAACCAGAGAAACAGGGCUCUUUCCCACUCUGGGUGGCCCCCAGACAGGUUCAUGCUCUGGGGGCCAAGCCUGCUUCCACACUGGGGAAAAUGAUGAGACCAGUCAUGCUUCCCGAGACCCAGGCCGAGGGGGAGCCCUGUGCCUCCCCAAAGGCCUUCCUGAUCACCUUCCCAGUGCUCCCAGCCACCUGGGACCAGAGACUCCAGGCCCUCACAUGGGCCGUUCUGAAUGUUCCUCUUCUGGGGGCAUCUGUCGCUGUGGCCCUUGGGCCACCUUUUGUGUGUCCUAGAGCCAUUUGCACAUGUUUGCACAAGCCCCAGCUGCUCUGAUGUUGCUGCAGGCAGCUCUCCGUGGCUGCCUCCCUGUCCAGGCAGGUCCCCCAGCAGACGUGCCCCAGACCUCCGCUCAAGCCUCCUGAGAGUCUUGCACCUCUUUAGCCCAAUCAGACUUCUUGGGUCCCCGGACCCAUCUUUAUCAGGGACCUCUGUGCAGGAGAAGGAAAGGAGGGAGGGGAGGAGUAGUCAGGGUCAGCUGCCUAAGGCCAAAAUGCUCACCAGAACCUCUGGCUGCUGUUGUUUCCAGAAUUAAACUAACAUGCCACCCAGAGCCUUUGGCAGGGCCCAGUGGCAUCGCCACAGGCUGAUUUUUCCAUUUGUUCAUAAGCACCAGCUUGAGAUUAAAGACAGGGCCUGAGAGACCAGGGAGAAGCCCCCUGCACCUUUGUAGCUCCUCUGCCUGCGGAACUGGGUCCCGCAUCACCUGCUCCCACCUUCUCCCUCUUUUCCCAAGUCUUUACUCAGCUCCCUCCUUCCUCAGUCUCUGCUGCAACCAGUCCAGCCCCUCCCUGUUACCUUCCUCUGGCUUCACCACCCUGAAUUGUUUAGAAGCCAGCUUUCACAGAAAGAACCAAACCGCUGCUUUCCCUGCUGACCUCCAUCCUCAUUCACUGAAGCACUGGGAGGAGGUCACGUUCAUUCAUCUUCUGCAAGGAAGGAAAAGGGGUGUGUGCAUUUACAUCAUAGUUGCCAGACCCACCAUUGGCUCACUCUGCAGAAUCCACGCGACACAGAUUGUGUGCACACGUCCCACCACAGCUGCACGCAGGUGCCCAGCACCCAACUGCCAGUCGCUUCUGUCUCUGCCUCACUUUCAGCAAAUGCUCACACACACUGGCUUCCCAAAGGGACCAGUCCGUGGGGUAAAGAGUCACUAGGGAGUCGUGACCCUGCCUUUUUUGCAGGGUGUGUGGAUUUGUACACUGAAUUCCACCCGGUUCUUCCCGGCCACAGGUCUUUCAUAAAAUGGGGGCGGGGGGGAGUCCCCUUGGAGGGAAACUUCCUUGACCUUAUGUGGGGCCAUCUCCACAUGACACCAUUCCCAGAGUGGACUGGAGAUCAGAGAUUGCACUUAAUUGUUUUGUCCUGGUUUUCCUUUUGCUGGUCAAAGAGAAAACUCUCAUCUUGCCAUGGACCACUCCCCCCCCGCCCACACUCUCUCUAUAUUUCUAUCUUGGAUUCUUUGCCAAUAGAAGCUCUGGAUUGCUAUCUGGAGACUAGAUUCCUGUAUCUGGGAAACCCUGGUCUGUCCCCGUUCCACCUCCCGCUGCACACAUCCUGCCCCACCCCUCAUCUCCCGCUGUUUUUGUGAUUGGCUAAGGAACAGGAAAGAAGUGAUAUGCACUUAGGCCCAGUCACUGUGUUUAAAACUUUAGACUUAAGGUAGGCAGAAUAGGCUGUAUCCAGCCCAUCAGAUGGUUUGUACAGUGUUUAACUGGAGGGAAAAAAAAAAAACAAACAGGUUUCACAGUAUGUGAAAACCCUCCAAAAUUCAAAUAUCAGUGUGAAUAAACAAAUGUGGCUGGUGUAUAGCCACACCCACUCAUUUACAUACAGGCCACAGUUUCAUUUGUGCCACGACUACUUGUAAGGGAGACAGGGUGGCCCUUCAAGCUGAAAAUAUUUACCGUCUUGCCCUUCACUGAAGACUUGUCCUCACCUUUGAUCUAGGCGACUGUCAGAAGGAAGGAAAAACCAGCUUGCACAUGGCUCCCAGCUGGGGAAACCAGGAGCUGGGAUGGGAGUCACAGGGGCCAAGAACAUAUUCUAGCAGGGGAAAGACUUUCCAACGGCUCGCUCUGGGAGGUAGAAAGCUCCCCAUCCUGGGAGAGGUGUGCGGACGUGGAGACCACUUUGUGGGCAGGAUCUGGAGGGGAAUU